GGGGAGUGUCUAACAUAAAAAGCACCAUUAUAUUGCAUCAAAUCAACACAAGAACCUUAUAGCUACUACUCCUAUAUAAUAACACCAUACACAUUCCAUUACUUCUAUUCUCUUCUCUUCUCUUCAAUGGAUUCUAAUACUUUCUCCAUGCAUUCACAUUGUGUACAAAUGGAAAUACACCAAGUUGUUCCACCACCUCACAAAAGCACCUUACAAAAAUUCAAAGUUAGGCUCAAGGAAACUUUUUUCCCUGAUGAUCCUUUACGCCAAUUCAAAGGACAAACACUUCAAAAAAGACUAAUCUUAGGAGCUAAAUAUUUUUUCCCUAUUCUUCAAUGGGGUUCUAUUUAUAGCUUCAAACUCUUUAAAUCUGACCUUGUUUCUGGUCUCACUAUUGCUAGCUUAGCCAUCCCACAGGGAAUUAGUUAUGCCAAGCUUGCAAAUCUUCCACCAAUUGUUGGACUAUAUUCUAGUUUUGUUCCUCCACUUAUUUAUGCUGUUCUUGGAAGUUCAAGGGAUCUAGCAGUAGGACCUGUUUCUAUUGCUUCACUUGUUUUAGGAUCUAUGCUUAGACAAGAAGUGUCUCCUUCAGCAGAACCUGUUCUGUUUCUUCAACUAGCUCUUACUUCAACCUUUUUUGCUGGUCUAUUUCAAGCUUCACUAGGAAUUCUAAGGCUAGGAUUUAUCAUUGAUUUUUUAUCCAAAGCAAUCUUAAUUGGAUUCAUGGCUGGAGCUGCUAUAAUUGUGUCUUUGCAACAACUUAAGAGCCUACUUGGAAUCACACAUUUCACUCAACAAAUGAGUCUUGUUCCUGUUAUGAGUUCUGUUUUCCAAAACAUACAUGAGUGGUCAUGGCAAACAAUAGUGAUGGGAAUUUGCUUCUUGGUGCUACUACUAAUAGCAAGACACGUUAGCAUGAGGAAACCAAAGCUAUUCUGGGUCUCUGCUGGAGCUCCUCUUAUGUGUGUGAUCAUUUCUACUCUUCUGUGUUUUGCAAUCAAGGCUCAAAAUCAUGGCAUCAGUUUAAUUGGAAAAUUGCAUGAAGGAAUAAAUCCUUCUUCAUGGAACAUGUUGAAAUUUCAUGGUAGUCAUCUUGGUCUAGUCGUGAAAACUGGCAUUAUCACUGGCAUUUUGUCCCUCACUGAAGGUAUUGCAGUAGGAAGGACAUUUGCAGCUCUUGGAAACUAUAAAGUGGAUGGAAAUAAGGAAAUGAUGGCAAUUGGGUGUAUGAAUGUGGUUGGAUCCUUCACUUCCUGCUAUGUUACAACAGGUGCUUUCUCUCGUUCAGCUGUUAAUAACAACGCAGGAGCAAAAACAGCUGCUUCGAAUAUAGUAAUGUCCGUGACAGUGAUGGUGACACUCCUUUUUCUUAUGCCAUUGUUCCAAUACACACCUAAUGUUGUAUUGGGCGCAAUCAUAGUCACAGCAGUGAUUGGCCUCAUUGAUAUACCCGCUGCUUGUCACAUUUGGAAGAUAGACAAAUUUGACUUCCUUGUGAUGUUAACCGCUUUCUUCGGUGUCGUUUUUAUCUCAGUCCAGUUAGGCCUUGCUGUUGCAGUUGGAUUAUCAACUUUUAGGAUACUCCUGCAAAUUACAAGGCCUAAAACAGUAAUGAUGGGGAACAUACCAGGGACAGACAUAUAUAGAAAUCUUCAUCAAUACAAGGAAGCUACAAGAAUACCAGGCUUUCUCAUUUUGAGUAUUGAAGCUCCUAUCAAUUUUGCAAACAUCACAUAUCUCAAUGACAGGACGCUACGAUGGAUUGAAGAAGAAGAGGAAGAUAACAUAAAGGACUCAAGCCUUCGAUUUUUAGUCCUGGAAAUGUCAGCUGUGAGCGCCAUUGACACAAGUGGAAUCUCACUUUUCAAGGAGUUAAAGGCAACAAUGGAAAAGAGGGGUGUUGAGCUUGUGUUGGUGAACCCUCUUGCCGAGGUCAUAGAAAAGCUGAAAAAAGCAGACGAAUCUAAUACAUUCAUACGAGCAGACAACCUUUUCUUGACAGUUGGAGAGGCUGUGGCUUCACUUUCAUCAACAAUGAAGAGCCAGUCAACCACGACAGAAGAAGCACAUACAAUCGUGCCACAUUACUGAUUAAUAUCAAGAUAGACGCAGCAGAAACAGACUGCAUAGAAUUUGUAUCAAAUCAAUUAUUGCAACAUUCUACACUUUACAGUUUAAACGAUUAAAGUGAAAUGUAACUUUAUCAGUUGUGUUGCUGCUUAUUAGAUAUGCCUCACAAAAUUUUGUUCAUAACGGCAACAACUUGAUGCUUUUCAAUUCAAGGGUUCAUGAUGAUUAUUUACAUACA
Messenger RNA from Medicago truncatula (barrel medic), 2308 nucleotides. RefSeq names its product probable sulfate transporter 3.3. The record is from RefSeq and is a predicted model, not a curated record. The transcript has 13 exons. Gene Ontology annotation, molecular function: secondary active sulfate transmembrane transporter activity. The coding region runs from base 127 to 2091 and encodes 654 amino acids. NCBI's taxonomy places the organism in Eukaryota, Viridiplantae, Streptophyta, Magnoliopsida, Fabales, Fabaceae. Gene Ontology annotation, cellular component: membrane. Gene Ontology annotation, biological process: sulfate transmembrane transport.